Porites lobata is the source of this 958-nucleotide messenger RNA. NCBI's taxonomy places the organism in Eukaryota, Metazoa, Cnidaria, Anthozoa, Scleractinia, Poritidae. The record is from the annotation of a GenBank genome assembly.
AUGUACUCUGUGGAAAUCAUCAAACUGCCUGUCAUAGACUCACCUGUACUUUUCUUAUUCAGGUACAUUGUGAAUCGUUUUGGUCUUGAGAUUGCAAUUGAUCUUGUGAGGGCUGUUGAUCUCGAGUCUGUGGAGAUUCUUGGCAGGAUCAUGCAGUUCCCUUGUUGGAUGUUGAUAAUGAAGCAGCACGCUUGAACAGCAGACUUAAUCAGCAUUGUGUGAUAGGAGAAAAUUUUGAUCCAGCUGCUGCAAAGUCCAUUUGUUUCUCUUUACACCAUCCAUGUUGGCUAGUGGAACACAACCUGUGGGAUGGUGUUCCUUGCACUAUUUGGCCCAGUAGAUAUCUGAAUCUGUCAAGGUGGAGAAUUUGGUAACCAGGGAAUCAAGAGUCUGAUGGUGCAACUUAAGGUGGGCAUAACAAGUGGUAAAGGCUACCACAGAGAUGCUGGUGUUGAAUGUUAGCAGGCAUAAUUUCAUGCCAUGCUUAUGAUAGAAUUUCAUCCACAUAAUUAUUUUAAGGAUUAUUUUGAAAAAUUAUCCUGCCAUUACAUGGCCUUGGUCUUGGUCUUGGUCUUGGGGGGUGUGAAAGUGUUAAAUUACGUGUAUGCUAUUCUUACCACAUAACUUCUUAAAACAAGGAAGACAGCAGUGAAUUCAAUUAGAAAACAUAGUUAGAAUCUGGUUAUGUAUUUUUUAGCUAAUGUGAAGGAAACAAAUUUACUAGUAUUUGACCAUUUAUUUCAGCCAAGGUCAAACCCUGGCUGUGCUGCUGUUUAUCUGUUGUGAACUUUGAAGGUCAACGAGUAGUUGUAAAUCAAAAUAACUUAAUUAAGCUGUCACUGAUCUUAUUGCAGUUGCUGUGACAUUGACACUUCAAGGUAUUUGGUGGAUACAGAUGUAUGUGUGUUCAAUGACAUUUUGUGGAGCAGCUGUUUUGAAGGGAAAAGAAAAACUGUAA